UUACAAGUCAACCAGUUGUUUUCCAUCCCCUUCAAGAAGGAAUUAAUUGGAGGUCAGACAGUGGGAAGAACUUUCCAAUCAUUAGAAGGGUACGGUGACAUUGGCUCUGAUGGUUGGUGACGAGAGAGGUGUCACCCCAGUCUUGAUCAACAGUUCGGGUCAGAGACGGGGGUACCAAGUGAGCGUCCCUCCAGAGGAUUUGUGUUUGCAGAUGGGGGUGGGGGAGGCCCUGGGCAGCAGCUCUGGGGCAACCAAGGGAAUAAACACGGAAAAUAGGGGACGUCAGUCCUUAUCUGAAGCUCAUUAAUGAGGAACAUUAGUCAGCUGUGAAGGCUCAGAUGGGGUGAUAGGCAUGUAGGUGGGCAGGGGUGAGGGGCAGGGACAGAGGGAGACAUGGCGGAGAAGAGGUACUGGCCACCUCCACCCCACGUGCCCGACUGCAGGACGGAAGGACCCUAUAAGUGCCCUUGGCCCAGCCUCCCAGAGGCCCAGAGAAAGAGAGAAAGAGAGCGUGCACCACAAAUCCUCCGGGCCCCAGCCCGCUGGGCCAGCCCACAGAAGGCCUGCAGCAUGUGGGAGCUCCGGUCCAUAGCCUUCUCCAGAGCUGUGUUGGCAGAAUUCCUGGCCACGCUCCUCUUUGUCUUCUUUGGCCUUGGCUCAGCCCUCAACUGGCCACAGGCCCUGCCCUCUGUGCUGCAGAUUGCCAUGGCCUUUGGCCUUAGUAUUGGCACCCUGGUGCAGGCUCUAGGCCACAUCAGUGGGGCCCAUAUCAACCCAGCCGUGACUGUGGCCUGCCUGGUGGGCUGCCACGUCUCUUUCCUCCGAGCCAUCUUCUACGUGGCUGCCCAGCUUCUGGGAGCAGUAGCAGGGGCUGCUCUGCUCCAUGAGAUCACACCAGCAGAAAUCCGCGGGGACCUGGCUAUCAAUGCUCUCAACCACAACACAACAGCUGGCCAGGCGGUGACUGUGGAGCUCUUCCUGACCCUGCAGCUGGUGCUCUGCAUCUUUGCCUCCACCGACGAACGCCGUGGGGACAAUCUGGGCAGCCCUGCCCUCUCCAUCGGUUUCUCCGUGACCCUGGGGCAUCUUCUUGGGAUCUACUACACUGGCUGCUCCAUGAAUCCUGCCCGCUCACUAGCUCCAGCUGUUGUCACCGGUCUUCUGGAUCGGACCCCUGGUCGGCGCCAUCCUGGGCUCCCUUCUCUACAACUACGUGCUGUUCCCCUCGGCCAAGAGCCUGUCGGAGCGUCUGGCUGUGCUGAAGGGCCUGGAGCCCGACACCGACUGGGAGGAGCGCGAGGUGCGGCGCCGGCAGUCAGUGGAGCUGCACUCGCCACAGAGCCCGCCGCGGGGCAGCAAGGCCUGAGCCUCCUUUGGCCCCGAAGGCAGGCCGCGCGGCCACGCUGGGAUGCGGCCGGAUGCGGAAGGCCCAGCCUGUUCCUCCUCUCCCCAGUCCCAAGGCUGGCUUCCAGUGCAGAGCAGCUGCUUCCAGGACGAGUAUUCGGCCAGCGCUGUGGGGCAGCAGGAACGGGGCCUGGGGGACAGCAGUGAGCCUGACAUUCCCCUGCUGGAAGCUGUGCACUGCUGUAGCAGUGACCCUCUUCUGGUCCUUUACAGGGAGCUGAGGACUUUGAGACCCAGCUGGGAAGGGAGGGAGGCCAGGUGGGAAGCUCUGAAAGCCCACCCAGGUACUUGGGUGGGAAGUGUUCAGACCCUCACCAUAGGGCUUGGAUCUAGGAAUGGUGAAUGCCAUUUUGCUAAUGUACAAAUGUAUAUUCAUCCCUACUUUCCUCUGUCCUCCAGUGCAGGGUUUGCAUGUGUCUGAGUGUGAACUGGUAUGCCGAUGGUGAUAUAAGUGUGCAGGGCUGGGACUCUCACUCCCCCCCCCUUUGAUCCCCUCCUCCCACACCUGCAAUAAAUCUGCUUCUUCUGCAGUGGAUGAAUCCUCAGAGCCAGUCACUCCCAGGAGAAGAGGAAAGGAGAGUCUGAAGGAAAGUCCCUGAUUUCCUUGACUUGCCCCUUCUGGAAAAUUCCUCCCAGCUGCAGCACUGGGCCUCACAACUUGCCCUCACUCAUUGCUGGAGGUGGAGAAGUAUCAACCAGAAAACAGCUCCCCCAGAAAUGGCCUCUGGAAAAAGGAGGGCUGAGAGGAUUUCCUUUCUGCCCUUAGGGAGGACUCUUCAAAGGGAAUUGUGUGGGCAUACGUGUGUACACACCUGCAUGUGUGUGCAUGCAUGCGAACAUGUGCACAAAUGCUCACACACAAGACAUCCAUCUGGGAGGAGGGGACAGACCCAGAGAUUAGGCUUCUUGGGUGGAGAAAACUAAAGCCCUUUGUGGGCCCCUGACCUUUGUCUUCAAGAGGGGGAGAUUUGCAACUAGACACUUCUUGAAAGGAGACACUCAGUUUCGCAAGUGAGCCUGUUGAAGCUCACGCCUAUGGCUGGCUGGGCAAGGCACUCGGGCGUGCGGCGUGCGUGCAACCACGGCACCAGGCAGCAGCCACUCCUCCUUCAGCCACUCCGGGCAGCAUCUUCCUCCCCAGAAAAUCUCUGUUCCCUCCCUCUUAGGGGUGGAACCAGAGACUCCCCUUUAAGCCUCUUCUGGUUCCCACACUGAACAUUUAUUGUGGACUGCAAAGACCACAAAAGGAAAUGACUUGCCUGGGGUGAAGGCAGAUCUGAGUCUAGAAACUAGGUUUCUGUUUCCAGGCCAGUGCAAUGGUUCUCAAAUGAGAUUACCUAGGAUUAAGUGAGACCAUGCAUGUAAAGAUGCUUUGUGAACAGUAAUUCUUGAACCAUUAGCAUGCAUUAUUAGGAUGAUUCUCAUUUCUGCUUCCUUGGGUGGGAGGAGUAUGCAGAAGGGAGCUUACCUUUAGCCUCCUUCACCUCUUUUAGUUGGUGGUCAAAGGAGAGCCCCGAAAGCCCCAAGCUCUGGGCUGAAGGAAGUGGUUUGGCUGGACUUAUCCCAGGCCAGCCUCUGACCCUCUCAUGAUCUUGAGCACACACCAGCAGCUCUUCCUCUUCCUUCCUCCUACCACCCAGACCCAUCCAGCCCCUUCCUCCCUCCAGCCUGCUGCACAACUGGCCCAGGAUCACACCUUAAGCCCCUCUCUUCAUGUUCUCUGUUGCCCCAGGCUUUCAAGACUUUUGUGUUUGUCUCACACUUUACCAAACUCCUGCUGGCUGCGUGCCUUUCUCCCCUCGGCUUCCUUCACAAAUAGACUGUGUUAAGGAACAUCUCUGUUGCAGCUGUGCCCCUCUCAUGCAGGCUCUUUUCGGUCUUCCUUGACCAAAGCUCUCUUUGAAGUUAGAAAAAGGCUUUCUGGGCCAUAGCCGCUGUGGGCAGGACACUCCCUCCCCAAACCCCUUCCUCCUGGUAGCUGAGUUCUCUUGUUCUAGAAGUCAGCAAGGCACCUCAUCCACGCCCCACUCCAUUCUAACAAACAGGCACCAAGAAUCUCUCUCCAUGUCUGUACCACUUCCUAGAUUGCAUCUCACCAGAAACCAAGUGUGAGAUUCCCCGGCAUGGCACUUCCAGUGCCUACUGCCCAGAUUGAGAUCAGAGGCCAGUGCACCAGGAUUCCAAGUGAUGGCGGUAGAGGGAAAUUGACAGUUACUGAGCAGCUCUGAGUUCCAAUCAGGAAGGACAAUGACCCUCAGCCAUGCAAAGUUUUACUAUUUCCAAAGCGCUCCCUUAGUAUCCCUGUGAUUGCCUCCCAAUCCUGUGAAAUAGGUAGAAUAAAUACUGUUCUUCCUAUCUUCUAGAUUCAGAAACCGAGGCUGAGAGGCUGGCCUAACAACACACAGUCAGUAUGGAUCAAAGACUUGAACUCAGGUUCUCUUAUGUAAACUCCCAUGAUCUCUUCUCUAAGACAAGCCCUAGGCUCCUCCUGGGAGCCCCUGGCAGAAACCAGAACAUUCAGCUGGGCCUGUGCGGCCCAGCCCAGCCCAGGCCACUGUCUGCGAGUCGACACAGAGCCUGGUAGAGACAAGGGAGGGAGAAAAUGACAAGAGACACAGGGCUGGUUUGUGCCUUUGAAGGGCACCCAGGGAGGUCAGACGUACCCACAGCAGAAAGAAGCAAGGCGGCAUGGAGCCAGACCUGCAGGCCCUUGAGCUGGGACAAACAAGGCUGAGCUGAGAGGAGGGGGUGGUUGGCCACCAGGUCCCAGCACCAUCCUUUUCCACACUCCCACUUUGUGUCAAAUGAUCUGGUACCUGCAAAAGUUGCUUUGAUGUUUUGUGUGUUUGAGCUGUGAUUUCAUGCAUAUCCAAUGUCUUCCCGUUAGAUUGUAAGUCCUUGGGACAGGGCACCUUCCAGUUCAUGCAGGGCAUUCUCCUGUCUACCUUCUCUCAUUGGUCCUUAUCUAACACAGUGCUCUGCAUAUAGUAAGCACUCAAUAAAUGCUCAUUUGUCUAUCAAUAAAGACUGUUUCUUCCA
Molecule: messenger RNA, 4443 nt
Organism: Heterocephalus glaber (naked mole-rat)
Lineage: Eukaryota; Metazoa; Chordata; Mammalia; Rodentia; Bathyergidae
Gene: Aqp2
Product: aquaporin 2
Biological process (GO): water transport; transmembrane transport
Cellular component (GO): plasma membrane; apical plasma membrane
Molecular function (GO): water channel activity
Source: RefSeq, a predicted model, not a curated record